AUGAAGGGGUUUGCCCUUCCUGAGACGGGGGCUGGGGAGAACAUGCUUGAAGAACUAUUAAUUCAUAAGCCAGAUGAUCCCAUUCAGUAUAUGAUAAACCAUUUAAAGGAAAACAACGAUGAUGCUCCAAGAAUUUGUGUACUUGGUCCACCUGCUUCUGGGAAAACUACAGUUGCAAUGUGGCUUUGUAAACAUUUGGAUGCUAUACCUAUCUCUCAGGAGACUUUGUUAUUCAAGGAAAUAUUAGCGCUGACAAAGGAAGCAAAGGCAUAUAAAGAAAGAAAACAGAAAAUUCCCAACGCGCUUUGGGCCAAUCUGAUCCAGGAACGUCUGUCAAACGUGGACUGCAUCAAACAAGGAUGGAUUUUGGAAGGCUUCCCUGAAAAUCAGGAACAGGCAUGGAUGCUGCAAUCAUCUGGCAUCAUUCCUAGGCAUGUUGUUGUGCUUUAUGCUCCAGACAUGGUGCUGAUUGAGAGGAACAGUGGGAAAAGGCUUGAUCCCGUCACAGAAGAGGUGUACCAUACGACCUUUGACUGGCCAAGUGAUCCGCUGGUACAGCGACGUUUGGUGAAACCAGAAGGUCUGUCUGAACAGGAGAUGUCAGAGAAACUGCUGGAGUAUCACAGAAACUUCCCUGAGGUUUUCCAGAUCUACCGAAAAGUUUUGAAAUUGAUCAAUGCAGACCAGCCUUCCAUGGAUGUCCUCUCACAGGUUCUUACCUAUGUCCAAACACGGCACCGAUCAGCCGCCCCCUUUACACCACGGAUUCUCUUUUGUGGACCCCCAGGCAGUGGGAAGAGCCUGCAGGCAGCACUAAUAGCUCAGAAAUACCGUGUUGUCAACAUUUGCUGUGGGCAACUGCUAAAGGAAGCUGUUGCAGACAAGACAAAACUUGGAGAACUCGUUAAGCCUUAUAUUGACAAUGGAUACCCAGCGCUGUACUGGCGAGCUGCAAGCUGUCUGAACAUUGGAGAGAGACCCUUUGGGAGCUCCAUUGGUUUUCAGUGUCAGGAGGCAUGGCAAGGGGAAACGCAGGACUGGGCAGCUGAUCCCACUGUUGGGGAUCCAGAGCGUGUGCUGGCACCAGGCAUCGCUGGAAGCCGUUCUCAGCAGUACCGUGUAUGUAAAAUGAGCCAGCGGAGACUGUAUUUCUGUGUAAAUUUUCCGUCUGACGAAAUCAUUACGGCAGCGUGA
Cariama cristata (Red-legged seriema) is the source of this 1194-nucleotide messenger RNA. RefSeq names its product adenylate kinase 8 (gene AK8). Gene Ontology annotation, cellular component: cytoplasm. The transcript has 13 exons. Gene Ontology annotation, biological process: nucleoside triphosphate biosynthetic process. The record is from RefSeq and is a predicted model, not a curated record. The coding region runs from base 1 to 1194 and encodes 397 amino acids. NCBI's taxonomy places the organism in Eukaryota, Metazoa, Chordata, Aves, Cariamiformes, Cariamidae. Gene Ontology annotation, molecular function: ATP binding; nucleoside diphosphate kinase activity; AMP kinase activity.